AUGGACCGCAACCCGUCGCCACCGCCGCCGAGUCGGGACGGGGACGAGGAGGAGGCGGCCGGAGGGGACUGCAUAGGCAGCACAGUCUACAGCAAGCACUGGCUCUUCGGCGUCCUCAGCGGGCUCAUCCAGAUGGUUACCCCUGAAAAUGCCAAAUCCAGCUCAGAUGAUGAGGAGCAGCAGAUGGAGCUUGAUGAAGAAAUGGAGAAUGAAAUUUGCAGAGUAUGGGAUAUGUCCAUGGAUGAGGAUGUGGCUUUGUUUCUCCAAGAAUUUAAUGCUCCUGACAUAUUUAUGGGAGUAUUGGCCAAAUCCAAAUGUCCUCGAUUAAGAGAAAUCUGUGUGGGAAUAUUAGGUAAUAUGGCCUGUUUCCAGGAGAUAUGUGUGUCCAUCAGCAGUGAUAAAAAUCUUGGCCAGGUAUUGCUGCACUGUUUGUAUGAUUCAGACCCUCCUACUCUGCUGGAGACAAGCAGGUUGUUGCUUACUUGCCUUUCCCAGACAGAAGUGGCCAGUGUCUGGGUUGAAAGAAUUCGAGAAAAUCCAGCUAUUUAUGAUAGUAUUUGCUUCAUCAUGUCAAGUUCAACAAAUGUUGACUUGCUGGUAAAGGUUGGGGAGGUUGUGGACAAGCUGUUUGAUUUGGAUGAGAAACUGAUGUUGGAAUGGAUUAGAAGUGGGGCUGUUCAGGCUCUGGACCAACCCCAGGAAGAUUCUGAACAGCAGCCAGUGUUUCGAAUUGUGCCCUGUGUACUUGAAGCUGCCAAACAAGUGCGCUCUGAAAAUCCAGAAGGGCUUGAUGUUUACAUGCAUAUCUUACAGCUGCUCACCACGGUAGACGAUGGAAUUCAAGCAAUUGUGCAGUGUCCAGAUACUGGAAAAGACACUUGGAAUUUACUUUUUGACCUGGUGUGCCGUGAGUUCUGCCAGGCUGAUGACCCGCCCAUCAUACUGCAGGAGCAGAAAACAGUGCUGGCCUCUGUUUUAUCAGUAUUGUCUGCCAUCUAUGCUUCACAGGCUGAACAGGAGUAUCUAAAGAUAGGAAAAGUGGAUCUUCCUCUGAUUGAUAGCCUGAUUCGUGUCUUACAAAAUAUGGAACAUUGUCAGAAGAAACCAGAGAACUCAACGGAGUCUAACACAGAAGAAACUAAAAAGUCUGAUUUAACCCAAGAUGAUUUCCACUUGAAAAUCUUAAAGGAUAUUUCAUGUGAAUUUCUUUCUAAUAUUUUCCAAGUGUUAACAAAGGAGACUGUAACUCAGGGACUAAAGGAGGGCCAGUUAAGCAAACAGAAGUGUUCCUGUGCAUUUGAAAAUCUUCUUCCGUUCUAUAGCCCUGUGGUGGAAGACUUUCUCAAAAUCCUCCGUGAAGUUGAUAAGAAUCUUGCUGGUAACCUGGAAGAAGGCUUCCCAAGUUUGAAGAUUCAGACUUAA
Messenger RNA from Rangifer tarandus platyrhynchus (Svalbard reindeer), 1422 nucleotides. The record is from the annotation of a GenBank genome assembly. NCBI's taxonomy places the organism in Eukaryota, Metazoa, Chordata, Mammalia, Artiodactyla, Cervidae.